AUGGAGAUAGAGUUUCAUGAGUUUGCUCGUGGCAAACCUACUAUAUCCCCAAUGGACUUCGCUCGCUUAGUCCUAAGGUACACCGUCGUACAUCAGGAUGAUUACCACACCUACAUAAAUCGAGUCAAAGAACGUACCUCUCCAGACGAUAAAGGUGUAACUUUGAGCCAGUGGUCCCGUUUCUCCUUGUUUCUCAAUAAUCUUGAAGAAUUUGCUACAGCCGUCAGACUCUAUGCAAAUGCUGACAUGCCCGUAUCGCCUGCUGAAUUUGCUCGUGCAGUUCAAAGUACUGUA
Messenger RNA from Cylicostephanus goldi, 294 nucleotides. The record is from the annotation of a GenBank genome assembly. Lineage: Eukaryota; Metazoa; Nematoda; Chromadorea; Rhabditida; Strongylidae.